Fusarium musae is the source of this 864-nucleotide messenger RNA. RefSeq lists its product as uncharacterized. Gene Ontology annotation, molecular function: DNA-binding transcription factor activity. The coding region runs from base 1 to 864 and encodes 287 amino acids. Gene Ontology annotation, biological process: regulation of DNA-templated transcription. Lineage: Eukaryota; Fungi; Ascomycota; Sordariomycetes; Hypocreales; Nectriaceae. The transcript has a single exon. The record is from RefSeq and is a predicted model, not a curated record.
AUGGAGCAAUGCACCGGCGAACAUGCAGAUCAGACGCUUGACAUGUCAACCAUUGGGAACUUGGAUGAUACCUCUAAUCUCUUGGGGACUCCAUGGUUCUACGCAUCCAACGAUAACAAUCCCCAGUAUGCGCUCAACGAAAGUGCAGAGUACCUACCCAGAUACGUAAAUGAUCCGACUCUGGUCGAAUGGUCUGAGCCUCUGUUCUCUCAACUGUAUGCGACACCCCAGCAGGACCCGUCAUUCACAAGCGUCACGACUCCGUCAAACAGUUUCGAGUUCAAUUCCGAAUCUUGCGUGCCUCAACUACGAUCGGAAUCUACAAACUUACCGAGCGCUGCCAGUACCAUCGAGUAUCAUCCAGAGUCAUCACAUGAGCUUAAUCACUCGGAGAUCACCUAUGUGCCGAGCUCCCCAGAGGAUAUCGAGCACUACCGCCCUCUGCCACCACAGCCUGAAGCAAAGAAGCGCAGGGUGAGCUCCAGUGUCCAGAGCACGAUGAGUCUGCCCGACGAUAUCCUCACCGCGAGUGUCCAGAGAGAAUCAGAAGCUCGCCCGCCCAUCAAAAGGCGCGACACGGCCAACAAGACGGAUAUCCCAUACCUCAAGAAGGUCAGGGAGAGGAACAAGCGGGCUGCGACAAAGGUCCGCCUGAAGCAGCGAGAAACCGAAAAGAGCCUCGCGUCCGCCGAAAAGGACCUGCAAGAGAAGAACCACAGGCUGACAGAGUGUGUCAAAGAGCUAACUCAUCAGAUCCACGACCUCAAGAUGCAGUUGCUACAGCAUGGGACCUGUGACUGCACUCUUAUUCAGGAGUACAUUGGUAAUGAAGCGAAUCGCUACGUUCAAGAAACGAGUGGAUAG